AUGUUUGAAUUUAACAGAACGAAAAAGAUCAAAGCGAGAGAAACGUGCAGUUCAGCUCAAAAAAACAUAAUGUUUCUGAAGACGCACAAAACUGGAAGCAGCACAAUCACGAACAUUCUCAAUAGGUUUGCCGAUCGGCACAACUUAACCGUUGCGCUGCCCAUGGACGGAUUUUAUCACUUCCUGUGGCCUCUGCCAUUCCAAACUGACUUUGUACAGAACCGGGUUCCUCGACCGAAUAUACUUUCAAAUCACGCGCGCUUUGAUGCCAAAUCGCUUGCGGAACUGUUGCCAGAUACAACAAAAUAUAUUUCAAUCUUGAGGCAUCCUGCUACGCAGUUUGCCUCCCUGUUUCAGUUUAUGGAUUUGGGCGGGUUGCUCGCUGCGAAUGGAAAUCGAAAAUCCAUUUCCUUGGAGUAUUUUCUCGAUAAUGCCUUCGAGAUACUCAGUUCUCUAAAUCGACGGUAUCCACAGAUACUCAUCGAUAACCCAAGCCUGCAGCUAUUGCGUAAUCCCCAACUGUUCGAUUUUGGAUUCGACCAGUCAAAUGAAGCCAUGACUCGCGAACAGCUAGAAGUCAUAUCGAGAAAAUUUAACUUGAUUCUCAUAAUGGAGCACUUCGACGAAUCAUUGAUACUUCUUAGGAGAAAGCUGUGUUGGACUUUAGACGAUGUUGUCUACUUUAAACUCAACCAGCAAUUGGGGAAGAACGAGCCCACGAGUGCGCGUGUUCGGGAAAAAAUCCUCCAUUGGAUCAAAGAAGACGUGAUGCUCUACAAAUAUUUCAAUGCGUCGCUGUGGGAUGAGAUAAAAAGGGAAGGAGAAAGCUUUUGGAACGAAGUCGCGAUGCUCCGUAAAAGGAACAGGGAACUGAGUGCGGAAUGCCUGCGAACAGGUAUUUUCAUUGACAAACCGUACAAUAGUUCCGCAGCUGUGAUAUAUGGCUAUUCUCUCAAGCCGAACAUCUCAACUGCUUUAAAGUUAACCUGCGAACGCAUGGUGCGUCCUGAAAUGAAAUAUCUGGAAUAUUUUAGGACCGUCUCCAAAAGAUUACAACCAGGUUAA
Dendronephthya gigantea is the source of this 1065-nucleotide messenger RNA. Its product is annotated as galactose-3-O-sulfotransferase 2-like. Gene Ontology annotation, cellular component: membrane. Gene Ontology annotation, molecular function: galactosylceramide sulfotransferase activity. The transcript has a single exon. NCBI's taxonomy places the organism in Eukaryota, Metazoa, Cnidaria, Anthozoa, Malacalcyonacea, Nephtheidae. The coding region runs from base 1 to 1065 and encodes 354 amino acids. The record is from RefSeq and is a predicted model, not a curated record. Gene Ontology annotation, biological process: glycolipid biosynthetic process.